Triticum turgidum subsp. durum (durum wheat) is the source of this 660-nucleotide messenger RNA. NCBI's taxonomy places the organism in Eukaryota, Viridiplantae, Streptophyta, Magnoliopsida, Poales, Poaceae. The record is from the annotation of a GenBank genome assembly.
AUGCGGCCUACCAAGGUGCGUAGCUCACGGGACCGCAUGAACAAUUUGCCGUGGACGUCGUCCUCCUUUGUCCUCGCCUCCUCGGUCGGUUCAUCCACCGAGCUCAUCACUGAUACAUGCGAGGUUGCGUCCAGUCUCCAGUGCCGCCGCCUUGAGGAGCAGCAGGCCCUCUCACUCUCAGGCGCGAACAUCCACGGCGGAGGAAACCGGCUUGCUUGCUGGCGUGCAUUGGACGCGAUAAUGGACGACGCGCAGCCUCACAGGACGGCGGUGGUUUGUGUGACGAAGGCGAUGGCUAGAGGGCGACGGCAGCGAUUUGAGGGAGGGAGGUUGGAUAGGUACUUUCUGAGGACAUGCCGUGGAUGGGCGGCUCGCCGCCAUGGCCUGCGUGGUGGAGGAGCUCUGGUUGUCCGCAGAAGGACUCGAGUGGAGAGUCGAGACUCGAGAAGCUCCUGCAUGUCGCGGUGUCGGCGGCAACCGCAGACAUGGCGUGGAGAGGAGAGUAUAGAGACGAUGGCGCAUGCAGGAGAGCCGAGGUCGUGUCUGUCCGCGAUGCAGAACUCCGGCCGCGAGCUCACCCAGCCUGCAUGCAUCUCGAGCUCGCAGCCGUCGUUUCGACCUUGCGCCUAUCUUCGGCACCCCGCCGUUUCCGGCCCGUGA